AUGCCAAGGCGAGGAGGAGGAGGAGGAGGAGGAGGUUGGCUUGGGCGCGAGUCCCGCUCUGCGGCAGCAUCCGCCACGGCCAGCAGGGGGCGCCGGAGGGGCGGGAGCAGCUCCCGGGCGCCUCCCUCCCUCCCUCCCCGCCUGGCCUUGCCUUGCCUCCGGGCCCCCCUCGGGGACUCUGUCUCGCUCCGGACGGCUCCUGGAGCGGCCAUGGCGAGCGGGGCGGCUUCGGCGUUCGCAGGGCUCCUCGUGGCCCUUUCCGUGGCCGGACGGGGCGCCGGAGCAGGAGCUGACGAAUGGGUGGUGGGGGAACUUGGAGGGGAGGUGACCCUGACAUGCCAGAACGCAUCGUGGCAAGCGGUCCAGGUGGACUGGUUUGAGGGGGAACCAGGCACCAUCCCCAUCCUCUUGUCCUCAGAAGGCAAGUUCCCUUCCGACACUCGCUUCUCUUUACUGGAAAAUGGCUCCUUGCACAUCUCAGGAUUGCGCCUGGAGGAUGAAGGCAACUAUACCUGCAAGGAAACGUUGAACAAGAUCAGCAGCCUGCACAGGAUCCAGCUGUUCGUAGCCAGUGGACCUGAAAAAGUGGAUGUCAGCAUCUCCCCCACCAUGGCAUUGCCAAAUGGCACACUCUAUGCAAAAAGACACGAUAUCCUCAAUUUCACAUGCACCAGCGACUCCUGGCCUGAACCCACAACCGAAUGGGAUUUCAACCAGUCCAGUUCCCUACAGGAGCUGUUCACAGAGGUCAAUGACACCCUGGGCUACUUUGUCCUCCAUAACAUUUCACCCAGGUACCAAGGGAAUUACUCAUGUUUGGCAACCAACUGGCUCAGUGGCCGCCAGCAGAUUGUGACCCGUGAACUCUUGGUCUAUUAUGCCCCUCCGUCAUUACCCCAGUGCUGGGCACAGACUCCCACAGAAGGCUCUGGAGGGGUGCAGUUGUUCUGCAGCUGGCCAGGGGGGUACCCUCAUCCCACUCUCCAGUGGACAGACCCAGAGAAGCUGAACUGGACUCUCAAUAUGACUGACAGAGGAGACACCACUGUGGUGACACUGAACCACACACAGCUGCUCCAUGGGAAGACGUUUGUGUGCCACGGGAGCCACAUUCUGAAUCAGGAGAAACAAGCUUGCACCAUCCAAUUGGAAAGACCUUCAGUCAUGUCUGACCCACUGCGGAGCUGCUUCACAGGAGGAACUGCCAUUCUGACCUGCCAGUCAACCGCGGGCAACCCGCCAGGCCAAAUCACCUGGCUACGCAAUGCAUCCCAGCCCAAGGCGACGAUCCAUUCUGGCGGGAGGUUUCUCAUCAGCCAAAAGGGCAACGUCUCCACACUUGUCAUCCAGAACUGCUCCCAUGGCACAGACCAGGGCUACUACAUCUGCAAGGUUGAGAACCCCCUGGGGCUGAAGGAGGUGUACCUUCAACUCACCGUGACCAGGCCGGUGAACAUUGCAGGUAUUGUGGGAGCAAUUGUUGUCCUAUUACUUGUGGCCGUUCUGAUCUUUUCUGGAAUCAUCUUAUUUGCUGGACCCCAUUUGGGCCCCAAAGGCAACAUGCUCAGAAAUCGAGAUGGAAGUGAUAUCCUUGUAUUGAUGGACUCAGAAGAAGAAGAUCAACCAAUGGAAACAACUGAGGAGCCUGCUUUGUAUCAGACGGUGCCAAAUGGCAGUCCUCCAAAGUCUUCUGAAAAUCCCCUUGCCAAAGAGUCUGCUGAAAUAUUACUGCAUGAGAUCAAAAGAGAUGCAGAAUACACCGCAUAAGGGAGUUCUCCAUUUUAUAUGUGAAAAACCAAGGCAUCCUCCCCAGAUGACUCUAUCCAGACCUAGGCCAAGAGGAACUUAUCCUGUUGGCAGCCAGCUCAUGCAGUGCUCCAAGUCAAGUUUUGAUCCUUUGCUUGCCUUUCCUACAUGUUGUAGCUCUCCCGCUUUUGAUUCUUCCCUCUGUCUCCAUGCUGGACAGGGAGUUUGUAACUUAAAACCCACAAUACAGGAAACAGGUCUAGAUGCAGAGAACAGGAGUACAGUGGGUUCUUCAACUGUAGCAUGGUGUAGAAUCAAGAUCAUUUAGGAAUGAGCUUCAGUGGGCAAGAAGUACCUUGAGCACCAGGAAAGGCUGGAGAAAAACAGGGUGGGAUAAUAGAUCUUGACCACAAUCCUAUUUGUCUCAUUGGGAUCUUUCUUGGGAAUUGUAGUGGAUGCUUCCUUGUCAGUUGCAUUAUUAUGUGUAUUUGCAGGUGAGUGGAAGCAACCAGAAAGACUUUAUUUCUCUUGUGACCCUAAGCAAGCAACAGAUGCUUAAGAUCCUCCCUUUUGGGUCAGAUUCUCUCUCCUGGGACCUUCAGCACUAGAUGAAUAUCAAGAUGAGGAAAUGCUUAAAAUAAAAAGAUGUUAGAGUGAUGCAUCACCUGCCCUGCAUGCAAAGACAAAUCUUUGGAAGCAAUUUGGGCAGUUUAGUCUGGAGAAGAGAUCAGUGAUCGCUCUCUUCAAGUACCUAAACAAAUACCAGAGUUCCUCCAUUCCCUUCCUAUUCAUCCUCAGUUGGCAGCAAUUUUGGGUACCACAAUUUAAGAAAUAUGUGAACAAAUUGGGGCAUGGAAAGCAAAUCGCUUGAAGCUGCUUUGUUGGGAGAAAGGUGUGAUAGAAAUAAAAGGAAACAAAUGAAUAAAAUAAGGGUGAAGAAAGCUUUUUAGCUCAGAAAAGAGUAGAGAGACAGUGGCCAUCUUCUAAUACCUGUGGGAGAGUCUCAAAUGAGAGCAGAGACUUGUUGUUUAAGAUGGCAGGACUAGAUAUAAUGGCCAGAAGAGGAGAGCUUUUGGCUGAACAUUAGGAGAAAUCUCUUGAGAGUAAGAGCAGACUGAGAAUGGAAUUAUUUGUUUAUAAGGUGAGGUAGCUUUCCCUUGUUGGAAAUCUUCAAGAAGGUGCUGCUCAGCAAUGUGUUAGGUAUGCUACAUACACAUAUAUUCCUCACCUUGCCCCUUAACUAUAGAAAACAUGGGAGGAUUACACAUGGAAAAUUCACCUUGUAAAUGUCUGUAAGUCAGGGAAAUUAAUGCACUUCACUUGCAAGCACCUCUGUUUAAAAUCCUAUCAUGUUAUACUUGUAUUAUACAACACUACCCUUGCAAUUCUAGCAGGUACUAUUGAGUCAGCUUUGGUUCUUGAAAUAUGAAAUUUGCUGCUAUUUCAUUGACUAGAGUGAGAAAGUUUUGCCAAUCUGUGAAAGACCAACAAGACAUUGACCAGUGGGUCCUGAUCUACCUCAGUGGGUUUCAAAUUGUAACUCAUCUUUGUUGGAAAAAGAAGGCAGAGAUAUCUCUCAGUAAAUGUGACCUGUCACCUUCUAGGAUGAAUUGUGUCUAACGGUGAUACUGGGCAAGGCAGAGUUGGAGUCCUUGCUUUACCUUGGAUAUAUUUUGUUGCAGAACCCACCUAGAACUAAACCUACACUGUGUGUGCACUUGACGACAAAACGCCUGUACCGUGACAAGCAGAGCCCCCCCCCCCCCCCCAUUGCAGUUGCUUGCCCCAUUUGUGGAUUUUUCAACAUACUGAAAUUGUAAAGGGCAAAAUGCUCUCAACAAAUCAAUUGCUUUUUUUUGCCAUGGGGAAGCGGUUGUGCCCCAGGCGGAUGGGUGAUGGAGACGAUUUUCCUUGAAAUGAUGUAACUGUGGCGGUGGCCUUUUGCUUACAGAAUAAAAAAAUGUGUUUGGGUGACAAUG
Molecule: messenger RNA, 3725 nt
Organism: Anolis carolinensis (green anole)
Lineage: Eukaryota; Metazoa; Chordata; Lepidosauria; Squamata; Anolidae
Gene: vsig10
Product: V-set and immunoglobulin domain containing 10
Exons: 9
Coding region: 1-1767 (588 amino acids)
Biological process (GO): cell-cell adhesion
Cellular component (GO): cell-cell junction; plasma membrane
Molecular function (GO): cell adhesion molecule binding
Source: RefSeq, a predicted model, not a curated record